This is a messenger RNA of Cinara cedri, 1247 nucleotides long. NCBI's taxonomy places the organism in Eukaryota, Metazoa, Arthropoda, Insecta, Hemiptera, Aphididae. The record is from the annotation of a GenBank genome assembly.
AUGCUUCCUCCCGUACUCAUGCUGCCUCGUGAAUAUGAUGAUGCAGUGUUCGUCGUCCCUCCCGUGGUACCAUAGAGGUUCGUUCUCCUGAAGGCAUCGGGAGAUCCAGGAAGGAAUCAUAGAAUAUGAUCCACAGAGCCAGCCCAAGAACCAACCCCUAACCUAACUUUUUUUUUCUUCAUCAUUAAAUUGACAUCGGCUCUGGAACAACUUCUAUAUUACUUCAGAGCCGGCGAUGGAGCCGAAGAUUCACCCGACAACGUUCCAACUCCACCAGUAGGCGGCCCUCCUCGUCCAGUUUUAAUCCAAGAGCGCGUAAGACUCUGACAAUGGCCGACUGGUCAUUACCAAAACCCGGUUCUACCCGGACCACUGACACCUCGUCCUAGGAUCCAAAUCUCGUGGUAAUUUCUGUUUAGCGGUGAGCAUUGAUUUCAAGAACGCAUUUAACUCCCUCAGAUGGAACGAUAUUCUUGAUGCUGUAGUGGAGUGGGGGUACCAGAAUACCUGUAUGCAAUGUUCCAAUAGGACUAGCACUAUCGAGUCACCUGCUUCACCAGGUAGAGCCAUGGACGUUUCCAUAACGGCAAGCGUACCGCAGGGUUCGGUAGUAGGUCCGCUACUAUAGAACGUCAUUUAUGACUCUGUAGAAGGGCAGAGCUUCUACAUGGAUCUCGGCUCAUCAGAUUUACCAAUGACACGUUGAUUAUAGUCAGGAAAACAAUCAGUAAACUAGAGAGUCACGCAAACGAAGCGUUUAGUCUGAUUGGAGGAAGAAUUCUGGGACUGGGUUUUCAGAUUGCAACCGAGAAGACAGUUGGGGUGCUUUUCACCAACAAGUACAAAUAUACGAAACUAGUGGUGACUAUUCUUAGUGAACUCAUUAGUCUCAAGACCGAGAUGACUUAUCUUGGGAUUACCUUUGACAAGUCAAUGCUGUUUAAGUUCUAUGAUAAGAUAGCUGCGGAGAAGGAGGAGAAGAUCAGCGCCUAAUUAUCACGGAUCAUACUAAACAUGAGAGGCUCAAGGAAGCCAAAAAGACGACUGUUAUAGUUCGUAAUGCACUUAGUUUUGUUUUAUGGCGCACCGACCAGGCCAUAUUCGCCGAGAUACGUGCUUGGGAAUGGGACCCUAUUAAUGAAGGUGCAAAGGAGAGUACUGUUGCGCAGUAUCUGUCUUUAUCGCACGGUAUUCGAGGUAACAAUCAACAUUAUAACAAACACCUCACCGGCGGAUCUGUUAGCUAA